Messenger RNA from Platichthys flesus (European flounder), 1247 nucleotides. RefSeq names its product fructose-1,6-bisphosphatase 1b (gene fbp1b). Gene Ontology annotation, cellular component: cytosol; cytoplasm. The transcript is spliced from 8 exons. Bases 65 to 1078 code for a protein of 337 amino acids. Gene Ontology annotation, molecular function: fructose 1,6-bisphosphate 1-phosphatase activity. Gene Ontology annotation, biological process: fructose 1,6-bisphosphate metabolic process; gluconeogenesis; sucrose biosynthetic process. The record is from RefSeq and is a predicted model, not a curated record. NCBI's taxonomy places the organism in Eukaryota, Metazoa, Chordata, Actinopteri, Pleuronectiformes, Pleuronectidae.
UGUGGCCAACGCUCACCUGUUUCACUUGAGGCAUUAAGGUCCCGGUCCCACACCUGACAGCAACAUGUCUGACAAGGGAGUCUUCGAUACCAACGUGUUGACCCUCACCAGGUUUGUGCUGGAGCAGGGCAGGAAGGCACAGGGAACAGGGGAGUUCACCAACCUGCUCAACUCCAUCUGCACAGCUGUCAAAGCCAUUUCCACCGCUGUCAGGAAGGCUGGGAUCGCUAACCUAUACGGGAUCGCUGGAAGCACCAAUGUGACGGGGGACCAGGUGAAGAAGCUGGACGUCCUGUCCAAUGACCUGGUCAUCAACAUGAUCAAGUCCUCCUUCUCCUCCUGUGUGCUCGUGUCCGAGGAAGAUGAGAAGGCCAUCAUCGUUGACCCAGACAACAGAGGAAAAUACAUUGUGUGCUUCGAUCCACUGGAUGGUUCCUCAAACAUUGACUGUCUUGUUUCCAUUGGAACAAUUUUUGCUAUCUACAAAAAGAGCACGGACGAUGAGCCUUGUGAGAAUGAUGCUUUGCAACCUGGAAGAAACAUGGUUGCUGCAGGUUAUGCUCUGUAUGGCAGUGCCACCAUGAUGGUCCUCACCACUGGACAGGGAGUGGACUGCUUCAUGCUCGACCCCGCAAUCGGUGAGUUCAUCUUGGUGGAUCGAGAUGUGAAGAUUAAGAAAAAGGGAAAAAUCUACAGCUUGAAUGAAGGAUAUGCGCAGCACUUUUACCCAGAUGUGACCGAGUACCUGCAAAAGAAGAAAUACCCAGAGGACGGUUCUGCGGCAUAUGGCAGUCGAUAUGUUGGCUCAAUGGUAGCUGAUGUUCAUCGUACUCUGGUUUACGGAGGAAUCUUUUUAUACCCUGCCAAUGUCAAGAGUCCAAAGGGCAAGCUGAGACUGCUGUACGAAUGCAACCCCAUGGCCUUCAUCAUGGAGCAAGCAGGAGGCAUGGCCACCACAGGAUCCAUGAACGUUCUGGACAUCCAGCCCACCAAUAUCCACCAGCGAGUCCCUGUGGUCCUCGGAUCCCCUGAUGAUGUGCAGGAAUACAUUUCCAUUUACAAGAAGCAUAACAAAUGAGCAGGCAGAGUCUGGUGCUGAGCAGAGCUUACAAGACUCAAUCAGGACUUUUCUUUCUACUCUUUCCAUCGCUGCACUGAUGAAGGAACCUGGAGCCUCAAUGGACUUAUGACCACCUCACACUCUCGUCAAUACAAACAUUUAUUUAAAUAAACACAGAUUAAAACGA